UAUACAUCUUUUUGUUUUCCUCACAGAUCAGCAGAAAUGCUCAGAGAUGGAAGAGAUCAAAAGAAAAAAACAUAAAAGAGAACAAAAAAAGAAAAAAGGCGAUUUGAGGUUGCAAAAAUUCUUGGAAAUUCACAAAACCAACAAUAAGGAGAAAGUUGAACUGAUUUUUGAGGUCAAGGAAGAAAAUGGAGCACAUCUCAAGGAUGUUUACAUAGAUCUCUUCAUCACAGAGGGAGACAUUGAAGAUGUCAAACAGGAACAUGAGAUUCUGAAGAUUGAUGAUGCUUUCAAGAACAAAAAAACACAGAACAAACCAAUAAAAUGCAAUGCUAUAUUUACUGAACUGAGGAAAAAUAAUGAGAAAAAGAUUGUGCUGACCAAGGGCAUCGCUGGCAUUGGGAAAACUGUCUCUGUGCACAAGUUCAUCCUGGACUGGGCAGAAGGAAAAGCCAAUGAGGAUAUACACUGUGUGUUCCUGCUUCCAUUCCGAGAGAUCAACGUGCUUAAAGACAAAGAGGUCAAUCUCCAUGAGUUUCUACAGGUAUUUUAUCCUGAACUAAAAGAAUUGGAAAAAUUAAACGUGUUUGAGAAAUAUAAAGUGGCUUUUAUAUUUGAUGGACUUGGAUUUUGUAAGCGGAAUUCUGUCAUCUGUUGA
Molecule: messenger RNA, 655 nt
Organism: Sinocyclocheilus grahami
Lineage: Eukaryota; Metazoa; Chordata; Actinopteri; Cypriniformes; Cyprinidae
Product: protein NLRC3-like
Exons: 2
Coding region: 47-655 (202 amino acids)
Source: RefSeq, a predicted model, not a curated record